Aspergillus heteromorphus CBS 117.55 is the source of this 4751-nucleotide messenger RNA. RefSeq names its product putative cell polarity protein (Tea1). The record is from RefSeq and is a predicted model, not a curated record. The transcript is spliced from 4 exons. Lineage: Eukaryota; Fungi; Ascomycota; Eurotiomycetes; Eurotiales; Aspergillaceae. Bases 85 to 4575 code for a protein of 1496 amino acids. Gene Ontology annotation, biological process: regulation of cell shape. Gene Ontology annotation, molecular function: protein binding.
CCCCGGUUGUCUGAUACUUUUGCACCGUGAUUGUGACUCCGCGGUCUUGCGCCCGAGACGACCGUUUACGACUCAUUUAUAACGAUGGCGUUCCUCUUUAAAUCUAAGAAGCACCAGCAAAAUGCUGGUCCCCCUCCAACGGCCAGAAAUGUUCAUACUUCGGAAGGGUCGCAGUCAACCCCCCCAGUGGCGGCCGCUAUGCCCAACGGUGCAAAAGAACGGGAUGGGCCUUCCCAAACACCAACCCCCAGCAGCAGCUACAAUAACUCCCUGAACUCCGUGAACAGCACAGGUAGCCCUGACAAUGCGCGGAUGCGACAGAGGGCCGAUUCCGAGUCGCAGCCCCUACGACCGCAACAGGCGAUGCAAAACACCUCUCCGAACAACAGCCCAGGUGCAUCGCUCUACCCAUGGACACAGCGCCGCGUGAACUUCGCCUCCGCCCAGGCGAACCCAUUCCCUCGUUAUGGCGCAGCAAUCAAUUCAUUGGCGUCGAAGGAAGGCGAUAUCUACAUGAUGGGCGGGUUGAUAGACGGCUCGACUGUCAAAGGAGAUCUGUGGAUGAUCGAAAGCAGUGGCGGGAACCUGUCAUGCUUGCCAGUUCCCACUGUGUCUGAAGGGCCGGGUCCGCGAGUUGGACACGCGAGCUUGCUCGUUGGCAAUGCAUUCAUUGUGUUCGGUGGUGACACCAAGGUGGACGAGUCGGACACACUGGACGACACCCUUUACCUUCUUAACACAUCUUCUCGCCAAUGGUCGCGAUCCAUACCCCCGGGUCCCCGACCUUCCGGACGUUACGGUCACACCCUGAACAUUCUUGGCUCCCGGCUUUAUGUUUUUGGUGGACAGGUCGAAGGCUAUUUCUUCAAUGAUUUAGUCGCCUUCGAUCUCAAUCAGCUCCAGAACCCUACGAACAAGUGGGAAUUUUUGAUUCGCAACAGCCACGAAGGUGGCCCACCCCCUGGCCAGAGCCCGCCCGCUAGAACUAACCAUACGAUCGUGAGUUUCAACGACAAGUUAUACUUGUUUGGUGGAACAAACGGCGUGCAAUGGUUUAAUGAUGUUUGGUGUUACGAUCCCCGUGCCAACAGCUGGUCUCAAUUGGAUUGCGUUGGUUUUAUUCCGACGCCCCGAGAAGGCCACGCCGCGGCUAUUGUCAAUGACGUUAUGUAUAUAUUCGGAGGUCGAACGGAUGAGGGCAUCGACCUGGGCGAUCUGGCCGCGUUCCGCAUCAGCACUCGACGGUGGUACUCUUUCCAAAACAUGGGACCUGCGCCCUCCCCGAGAUCAGGUCACAGCAUGACGGCUUUCGGCAAACAGAUCAUCGUCGUGGCGGGUGAACCAAGCUCUGCGCCCAGAGAUCCCGUGGAGCUUAGCAUGGCAUACAUCCUUGAUACUUCCAAGAUCCGCUACCCGGCCGAAAAUCAACCUGGCGAAAGAGCCGCGAACCAAGGAAUGCGAAAGAUGAGCGGAGACAGGGGAAUGGUACAGACUGGCGGUCGGACGUCCCGGGAAGCCCAGAACCCACACCCCGAUCCGCAACGACGAGGACCUGGACCUGGACCGUCGCGCGAAAGUCUGAUGACGAGCCCUACUGGAAGACCAGGAGAUGGGCCGGGGCCGGGACCAGGGUCUCGGCUGCCUAGGGCAUCAAUAGCGCAGGCCCCAGCCGGGCCUCCUCCCCCGGGCCAGGCGCCGACACCCGGUCAGAGGGGAAAUACUCCCCAGAACGCCAUGAACCCUCGAAGCAAAACACCCACUAAGACGGAUCGCGGGUACAAUGGUCCUCCAGUGGACACCGUUCGAGCCCUGGGACCCGAUAAAGAUCGAGACCUGCCGUCUGCAAAGGAAUCCCCGAAGGAAUUCAGGCAGACGCAAGAAUCAAGCGCCGCAUCGGGAGGCAGCCGUACACCAACUCAGCAGCAAUCCAGAAUGUCAGUCAGAGCUAUGGAAGCAGGCGAGGCUGCUCCCCUGAUGAGCGCACCAACCAGACAACGUUCUCUGCGCCAGCACCGGCAACGCAGCUCCAUGGAUAGUGCCGAUGAAUCUAUCCUGGGUAGAAACGCCAGUGAAAAUGGUUCAGUGGAGUCCAGAGCUUACAGGAACUCAAAGUCUGGGGACGAACCACGGUCGCCAAGAUUGACUCCUCAUCAGGAAGCCCUCAUCAAGGAGCUCGACGCAGUGAAAAGCCGCAACGCCUGGUAUGCAUCCGAGCUUGCCUUGGCCAAGAAGUCAGGCUACUCGCCAAACCCCCAAAAUAGUGUUGGUUUCGACGAGCGGGCCGCUGAUGCGUUUGCGGACGAGGAUCGUCCGCUGAUCGAGGCAUUCCUCGCGAUGAGAGCAGAAUUGGCGAAGAUGCAGGCCACGGUGGAUCGACAGGCAGCCAUCGCAUCAAAACGCGUUGCAGAGGUCGAGCACCAAAGGGACGUGGCUGUCAAUGAAGCGGCUUAUUCCCGCGCCAAGUUGGCCGCGCAUGGCGGUAGUCAAAGGGGUACUCCACAGCCGGACGCACAAAUGCACGAUUCCGACGAAGCGGUCGCGGAGCGUGGCACCGAUAUAAGCAGACGACUGGCCUUGGCACUUGCAUCCCAGAACGAGCUUAAGUCAAAGCUGGAUUUGAUUUCGACUGAACUUGAGCAGGAAAAGCGAGGCCGCGAAUUGGCCGAAGAAACGUGUGAAGCCACAAGGAGAAGACUGGCAGAGCUCGAAAUGAAUAAUAACAAACUAGAAGCAGAGAGCCUCCGCGCGCAGCUUCAUGAGCUGGAGGCUUCUGUCAGGGAGGAAUCCCUGGUACGAUCUGAAGCCGAAGCUGCCGUAAAGCAACUCUCUCUGGACAAGGAAGAACUGUUACAGAAGCUUGACGAAACCACGUCCCGCCUGAGAGAUUACGGUAACAACCUCGGCAGCCUGCGGGCAGCCGUGACUGCUUCAUCCGAUAAGUCAACCCUCCUCGAAAGGCAAUUGGAUGAAGAGCGCGAGCGGCGCGAAGGCUUGGAGAGGAAGCUGUUGCAAUUGAGAUCGGAGCAUGAUGAGCGCACAUCCGACUUGGAGAACGCCACCCGUCGCCUCCAGGAUGCAGAGGAGCUGAUCGAAAGUCACUCGAGAGAAGCUGAAACGCAUAAGAACGCAUUCCUCUCCGGUCUGGAUCGGGCAUCGUCCUUCGACUCUGAGGCCUCAUUGCGGUCUUUGGCAGAUCAACGAGUAGCCGCCUUGGAGGCUCAGGUAGACAAUGCGAACAAGCUGGCGAAGACAAGCCAGAUUGCUGCGGAUGACGCGGUGGACAAACUCCGCCGUGCCGAAGAGAGGAUCGCCGGGCUGGAAGCCUACCAGGAGCAGGCCAGCAGGGAAGGGUUGCAACUUCGUAGACAACUCCAGUCAGUCAUUAAGGAGAGUCAGACUCUCGGUGCGGAGAACAGAGACUUGAAGUCUCAACUCGAGAACCACCAACGCGAGGCCGGUGCGCUAGCCGUCCAGCACGCUGCCCUGAAAGAUCUUCUUGGUGAGCGUGGAGGAGUCAAUUACCUGGAUAGCCGACGUUCGCCUCUCGAGUCACCCGGAUCUCGUUUUGGAACCCCCGAGCAAGGUCGGCUCCGUGAAUUGGAGCAGCAGCUUUCUACCAGUCUCAAGGCCCACGAAGAAUUGAAAUCGUCGGUCGAGACUCGUGAACAGGAAGCUGAUCGCGCCUACAGGGAGAAGUUGGAACAGCUCGAGAACGACUACCAAUCAGCCGUUCAUUAUGUUAAAGGUACCGAGAAGAUGCUGAAGCGUAUGAAGGAUGAGCUCGCUCGGUAUAAGUCUCAGAACAUGAAGCUUCAGUCUGAACUGGAUGCCGCACAGACGACCCUUGCUCGGUCGUCAAGCGAAAACUCAGAAGCGCCCGCUGAGUGGGAGGAUGAGCGCUCAAGGCUCGAGCAAUCCAUCUCCGAACUCCAAGAGGCCACGGCGGCUUCGAUUGCCAAUCUGGAGAGUCAGAUCACACGGCUGAGGGAAGAUAUUGCCGUUGCUGAUGCCGACAAGAGCAAAUCGGAAACGGACCUCGGAAGGCUGAAGCAGGAGCUUGCUGCGGCUACAGAAAAGAGCCGUUCCGAACUGGAGCAGCUCAAGCAAGAGAACGCUUUGCUUGAAACUCGUGCAACCGACGCCGAGCAAAAGGUUAGCAUGCUUCUCGAUCAGGUGGAAGCAUCAGUGGGGCACUACCGUCGGCAAUCGCAGCCUGUUCAGGGUCUCAACGGCAUCUCCCGCACCCACAGCAACGCCUCAAGCAACACGAUCGGUGGCGCCGGCCGUCGGUCGAGAGCUGACAGCGCCGUAUCGCAGGACGACUCCUUCCCGGACAACCGCAACUCGAUGGCCUUGGACUCCCUCGCCAACGAGCUGGAAACCCUGCGCAGCCACUGGGAAAGCACCAACCGGAACUACCGACUGAGCACACAAUCCGACUUCGACCGGACCCCAACCAAGGAGUCCGGCCUGAGCGACAGCCUGGCAGAGUGGAGACGGCGUCUGGAUGAAGACGAGGCCAGCUCCACGGAGAAGAUCCAGCCCCGGAACAGCGCCACAGCGAACAUGAUAUGAGCCCGUUCCAAGCACAUACAAUAAUACCCUUCCAGGGCGCAAAGCCACCAAUAUUUAUGUCUCUAUACUUCCUGUUCUUUUUUCUCUUCCUCUUCCCUUCCUCUACCUCUACCUCUACCCAACUCUUCUUACCUUUCUUUGCCGUCUGAUAAUUCAUUUUACUAUUUACCACCACC